Molecule: messenger RNA, 759 nt
Organism: Contarinia nasturtii (swede midge)
Lineage: Eukaryota; Metazoa; Arthropoda; Insecta; Diptera; Cecidomyiidae
Exons: 1
Coding region: 116-658 (180 amino acids)
Source: RefSeq, a predicted model, not a curated record
UGUGUGCGGUUCGUCUGUCAAAGUAGCACGUUGAUUUUACUUAUUAUCAUUCACUUCGUAGUUUGUGUUGAAAACAAAAUAAAUUUAUUAUAUUUAAAGUGUAUUUAGUGAAAACAUGUCAGAAGAUCACUCAUUGGACAUAAUUCCAACAAAAGCAAUGCUUUUGAAGAAGAAAGAAGCGGUCAGUGAAUUCAAAGCAGUCGUUUUCGAAACUUAUAAGUCAAAAAAGUCAGAUGGUUCGAAAAAAUUUCCACAAAAACGUAAGACCAGCGGCCACGACAGUGAUGAACAUGAUGGAUUGGACAUGAAGCGAGUGCGGCAUGAGGUGUUUAAUUUCGGAAUCUCGGGUUACAAUUUUCAAGAUCAACAAAAAGCGAAAAUUGCAUUGGCUGUAAAAUUGGGAGCAAAAGCGCCGAAAAAUGCCUACAAAAACUACAAAGAAUUACAAGCCGAAAACAAGGAGUCCAAGGCCAAGGCGAAGGAAGAAGCCUACAUUCGAUCAGUUGGGAAAAAUUCGGCCGGCAUGGCAACUGUCUCAUGCAAUAAAUUAGUGAAUCGUUUCGUCAAGAAAACGAAGAAGAAUAAAAAUAAUGUCGGAGAACUUACCAAACAUUAUGGUAUUGUUAAUCCAAACAUACACAAAAAGAAAAAGAAAUAGAGCAACGAUGGAGAUAGUACUCACUUUAAGCGCUAAAUAAAAUUUAAUUAGAAAUUGAUGAAUAAUGAAUAAAACUCAAUAUUUUAUGCCAAUAAAACUAA